This is a messenger RNA of Pungitius pungitius (ninespine stickleback), 4102 nucleotides long. It is a transcript of the gene rgma, whose product is annotated as repulsive guidance molecule BMP co-receptor a. The coding region runs from base 608 to 1951 and encodes 447 amino acids. Gene Ontology annotation, cellular component: plasma membrane. Gene Ontology annotation, molecular function: coreceptor activity. The transcript has 4 exons. Lineage: Eukaryota; Metazoa; Chordata; Actinopteri; Perciformes; Gasterosteidae. The record is from RefSeq and is a predicted model, not a curated record. Gene Ontology annotation, biological process: BMP signaling pathway.
CUGAGAUCUGGGGCUCACAGCGGCGUCAUGCAGAGCCGAUCAUUGUCUCUCUCACACUUUCUAACUAGCCAUUUCUCAACAUCCACACAACGGAUCGGCCGCACGCAGCAGCAGCGGCUUCGCCCUCGGGGCUUUUCUUUUUUCUUCUCUCCCCGACGUCGAGCAUAACUAAAAAUUUGGAUCCAAGGCGCAGAUUGGCGGGGGGGGGGGGGGGCACUUAUUGGAAUUGGUGCCACCUUUCCGAUCGACCGAUAGUCAAAUGAGUUACGCAAUGGCUGAAGGUAUUUAAGUCUUCCUUCGGGUGCGAGAAGUGCCUUUUUUCUUUUUUUUAAUGAAUCUAAAAAAGAAAACAACCAAAAAACACUUUAAUUUCACCGAGGAGAAGAUUGGCGGUGGUCACCAUGCACAGAUUUGCGGAUUCAACACUCAGAGAGGAACCGAGGGCGUUUGAUUCGGAAUUACAGGGACACGCAGGACGAGUCGUUUUUUGAAGGGGGAGAUUUUUUAGGAGUCUGCCCCCCCUCUCUCUCUCUCCCUUUCUCUCCCCCUCUCGCUCUUGUUCGCUGUCCUCCGGGUUCCUGCAGGACUCCAGAGUCGUGGAGAGCCCAUGCAGUCGCCAAGGGAGAGGAGUGAAGCGCGACCCCGAGCUGGAUGGAUGGUUAUGGGGGAAAGAGGGAGACCCUCGGCGCUUGACGUGUGCAGAGUCCUGGCGGUGUUUCUCUCACUCUUCCCCUCCGUGAGCCUGCAGUGCAAGAUACUCAAGUGCAACUCCGAAUUCUGGGCCUCCACCUCACGCUCCGGUCCCGAGGAGGAGUUCUGCACGGCGCUGCGAGCGUACAACGCCUGCGUGCGCCGCACCGCUCGGACCUGCAGGGGGGACCUGGCGUACCACUCGGCCCAGCAUGGCAUAGAGGAUCUGAUGGGCCAACACAACUGCUCCAAGGAGGGGCCCACGUCCCAGCCCCGGGCCCACACCCCUCUCCCCCCUCCGCCCCCGCCGCUGCAGCCCGACAGCCAGGAGCGCUCCGACGGCCCGGAGGUGUGCCACUACGAGCGCAGCCUCAGCCGCGGUGCGGCGCCGCCCAACUACACCCACUGCGGCUUCUUCGGGGAUCCACACCUGCGGACGUUCGGGGAUGACUUCCAGACGUGUAAGGUGGAGGGAGCCUGGCCGCUCAUCCACAACAAGUACCUGUCGGUCCAGGUGACCAACACUCCCGUGGUGCCGGGCUCUUUGGCCACCGCCACAAGCAAGCUGACGAUCAUCUUUAAGAACUUCCAGGAGUGUGUGGACCAGAAGAUGUACCACGCAGAGACGGACGAGCUGCCGGCUGCAUUCGCCGACGGCUCCAAGAACGGCGGCGAUCGCCACGGAGCCAACGCGCUGCGGGUGGUGGAGAAGGUUCCCGGGCAGCAUGUGGAGAUUCAGGCCAAGUACAUCGGAACGACCAUAGUGGUGCGGCAGGUCGGCCGCUACCUGACCUUCGCCGUGCGGAUGCCGGAGGAGGUGGUGAACUCGGUGGAGGAAGGCGACGACCAGGACUUGUACCUGUGCCUCCACGGCUGCCCCGCCAACCAGCGCAUCGACCUCCGCCACCUCAAGGCCCGAGCGACGGAGGCCCAGGGCGCGGGCCGGACCAGGGCCGGCGGCGAGGGGGCCCCGCGCGGCUUCACCCGCCAGGCCGCCGCGGCCAAGUGCAAGGAGCGGCUCCCGGUGGAGGACCUGUACUUCCAUUCCUGCGUGUUCGACCUGCUCUCCUCCGGAGACAUAAACUUCACCAUGGCAGCCUACUAUGCCCUCGAGGACGUAAAAAUGCUCCACUCCAACAGCAAGAGAUACCACCUCUUUGAAGGAGACGCUCUGAUGAGCAGCGUGGGCCGGAGGGGCAACGGCUCUCUCUCACUUCUCCUCCUCAGCGUCCUGGCCGCCCUCCUGUGGGUCGAAUGCUGAACCGUUCGCCCGCAGCCGCGUUACGGCAGUUAUCUUCGUGGUGUGUUCGUCAGUGAGUGUUAGAGUACCGUGUCGUCGCACUUUGGGCCCCCCCCUUCCCCUCCUCGUCUGCUGUGGUUCUGGGACUCGAAUGGCGGUUGCCCCCCCCUCGCCCCCUCCUGUGGAUCCUCUCGAUGUCUUGACUCCAGCGUGACGCCGAGGAGGAGGAGAGGUUCGCCGUACUCCUCCACCUAUCAUCACGUGUGUUUAGCUGGUCCAUGCGGCGGGUCUUUGAUGAGCGCGGCGGUGAGAGAGCCGAGGCGACUCCCGAGCUCGGGUUAUCCACCUCGGAUUAAAUCCCACAUUCUCAGCGGGGCCCGCGAGGUGCCUAGUGGAAAGCCGCACGAGAUGAUCUUCUGCAGACAGAAGUCCGCUGAUCCUCCCUCUCCUGAUCCACCCACUGGUGCCGCGCCAGUGGAGCUCUCACAGGCUCAUGUGGCAAGGCGAGGGGACCUGACAGGGGCUUUUGUUAACCUAAGGCCAGAAGCUGCUCUAUGUUUGAUUAGUUUCCAGCUCUGGAAAAAGGCCUCAGCCUUUUGGAGGAAGCGCUCAGCCAAAACCAUGUCAGAGCAGCGUCUCCAGUUGUCUGCUGCGGAGAUUAAUGGGUCAAAUUGGUGUGUGUGUGUGUGUGUGUGUGUGUGUGUGUGUGUGUGUGUGUGUGUGUGUGUGUGUGUGUGUGUGUGUGUGUAAAAUAUGUGUGCAGAAGCAUCUGUGGUUAAUUAUAUGCGUUUUGUGGUUCCAGAUGACAUCAUUCCCAUGUCUGUGGAACCCCAAAUUUUAAAAAAAGAAAAGAUGAGGCGCUCUGCGAUCGGUCAGUGCGGCCUCGAUCUGCCAAGUGGAGAGGCCCAAACGGGAAAUGGUGAGAAGAAAAAAAAUGAUAAUAAAGCAAAUCUCCUUUCAAUGUCACACAGACCGUUGCCCCGUUGUUUGGGUCGACACGGCCAUCAGGCGGUGUUUUGUAUCCCUACGUCUGUAAUGUGAAUGUAGCUUAAUGUACCUUUUAGUGAAGGGCGUUUACAGAAUGUACAGCGACCCGUCACACCCUCGGAUAGCAUUUUGUGAAUUUAACUCUUGAUUCUGUUGGUGUGGAUUCUGUUGGUAUUCGCUGUAAAGACGUCCCUCUCUAGCAGCUUCAGCAUUUUAUAGACCCCACGGUGGCUUUUGUGUGUAAAUGAUCAGCAUUUGUCCUAAGAAGUGAUCCCACGCCAAAGAACAAGCCCCCCCCUCCCCUUCCCCGUGCCAAUGUUUCCAUCCUUCGGUGUCUUAGUGGGUCCUUCGUUGUGUAGAUCUUGUGUUUUGUCGGUGGCCUACGAGUUGCAGUAGUUUCAGUUUCAGCAGUCGCACCUUUUUGCUUUUCUCGUGUGUCACGAUAACGCUUCCAUUUGAACUCGGGUGCUCAGAAACGUGUGGGUCCCUCGUGCUGGUGAUACAGGUACCACUCCGGCACAGCGUCAUUCAUCCUUUACACUGAAGUGUUUGGCAGACCUUACUGCUGCUAUUUGGAACACGUUAUGGUGCAGUUUGACAACAACAAAAAAAAGCUCACACAAAUGAUUGUAAUGUGGAAUCUUGUGUUAAUAGAUUGUGUUGUGAGAUUUACAGUAUAUAGUUCUACAUUUGAAAUGUGAGGUUGUUCAUGCGUUUUGUGAGUUUGAAUUUGUAUUUUACCGGUUGUGUUUUGAAUUGAUCACUUGUUUUGUACAUCAGAUAUUUCAGUGAAUGUGAACCUUUUUUUCUUUUAUUUAAAAAGGGAUUUUCUUGCAAAAACAUGAACACCACAGAGCAAAAUAUUCUUUACUUUAUCCAGUUUACCCACCUAGUUGUUACGGAGGAAGUGAUAAAAUGCUGGUUGUCAUCACUUCUAAAUGCAGUCCACAUCAUGUAGAUGUUGUUCCGGGGUGUUCAGGUUUUUGAGUUUAAAGCACUUUAUGUUUUCUUUUCCAUUUAGCUCUUAUUCCAUUUGAAUUAGUCAGACUUGUAAAAGAGUUUUCAAAAGAUUCAAUGGGAAACUUCAGAAAGAUCAAGCUGUUUGUACGUAGAGUAAAUGUGGUGCCAACCGCCAGCUGUUAAUAAUGUAAAUUAUUUAUUGAAUUAAAGCAAAUGUCUUGUUAA